GAACAGCGUGCGCGGAAGCCGCUCUUUUCUUCUAGUCUUCGGAGUCUCAUAGGGGGAGCAAUUCCGCAGCGAAGUCAAAUUGCAAGAGGAAAAGGCUGUCGGAGGGAUCCCGGAGGGGUCUGGGGAGCUCAGGAGACGCUGGGAGGGACUCAGACGAGCCCGACUGCGCCUUUCCCCGGCGCGCAGGGGACUCCGCUGACCCGGGUGCGUUUCUUUCCGCCCAGCCUGUUGAGUGGGUCGGAGGGAGCCCCAGCACAGGUGCCUCGCGUGAUCCCCCCCUCCCGCCCCGACACCCCUUUCUGCGUUGGCGGUGAGGCUCCCAGAUGCAAGCCCCCAGCUGCUGCCGGAGACGCCGACCCGGGAAGCCUCCCAAGCACCACAGCGCGUGACCAGAUAAGUGACCUUUACUUGCAGAAGAAGCAGAGGUAAUCAGAAUAUAUCUACUUUGGGGGAAAACCAGCAACACCAUGUUUUGCACCAAGCUGAAGGAUCUCAAGAUUACUGGGGAGUGUCCUUUCUCCUUGCUGGCACCUGGACAGGGUCCCAAAGAGUCAUCCCAGGAUGUAGCAGGAAGCUCUGAAAGCUGCGAAUUAACUCCUGCUGGCUCUGGGGAUAUUACAGAGAAGAAUGCAGGAGGAAACAUUCCUCAAAGGAAGACCAGUCGAAGUCGAGUUUAUCUUCACACUUUGGCGGAGAGUAUUUGCAAACUGAUAUUCCCAGAGCUCGAGAGGCUGAACCUUGCUCUUCAGAGGACGCUGGCAAAACACAAGAUCAAGGAAAUCAGAAAAUCUUUGGAAAAAGAAGACUUUGAAAAAAUAAUUGCAGACCAAGCAAUUUCUGCAGGAGUUCCAGUGGAGAUCGUCAAGGAAUCUCUUGGCGAAGAGCUUUUCAACACUUGUUAUGAAGAAGAUGAACACAUCCUCAAAGUGGUCGGAGGAACCCUCAAAGAUUUUUUAAACAGCUUCAGCACCCUGCUGAAACAGAGCAGCCACUGCCAAGAGGCAGAGAAGAGAGGCCGGCUGGAGGAGGCCUCCAUUCUGUGCCUGGACAAGGACGACGACUUCCUCAACGUUUACUACUUCUUCCCCAAGAAAAUCACUUCAUUGAUUCUUCCGGGCAUCAUUAAGGCCGCAGCGCACACCCUGUACGACACCGAAGUGGCUGUGUCUCUGCUGCCACCCUGCUUCCACAAUGACUGCACGGAGUUUGUUAAUGAGCCCUACGUGCUCUACUCAGUCCAAGUCAAGAGCUCCAAGGCCUCCCUGUCCCCGGGCAAGCCCCAGUCGUCCCUGGUCAUCCCUACUUCUCUCUUCUGUAAGACGUUUCCGUUCCAUUUCAUGUUUGACAAAGACAUGACAAUUCUGCAAUUUGGCAAUGGCAUCCGGCGGCUGAUGAACAGGAGAGAUUUCCAAGGGAAACCUCACUUUGAAGAGUACUUUGAAAUUCUCACUCCCAAAAUCACCCAGACGUUUAGUGGAAUCAUGACUAUGUUAAACAUGCAGUUUGUUGUCCGAGUGCGGAGAUGGGACAAUUCUGUGAAGAAAUCAUCCAGGGUUAUGGACCUCAAAGGCCAAAUGCUCUACAUUGUUGAAUCUAGCGCCAUCCUGUUCUUGGGGUCCCCUUGCGUGGACAGAUUGGAAGAUUUUACAGGGCGAGGGCUGUAUCUGUCCGAUAUCCCCAUUCACAAUGCACUGAGGGAUGUGGUCUUGAUAGGGGAGCAAGCCAGAGCUCAGGAUGGCCUGAAGAAGAGGAUGGGGAAGCUGAAGGCCACAUUGGAGCAGGCCCACCUGGCCCUGGAAGAAGAGAAGAAAAAGACGGUUGACCUCCUGUGCUCUAUCUUUCCCUGUGAGGUCGCGCAGCAGCUGUGGCAAGGGCAAGUCGUGCAAGCCAAGAAGUUCAGCAAUGUCACCAUGCUUUUCUCAGACAUCGUGGGCUUCACUGCCAUCUGCUCACAGUGCUCGCCCCUGCAGGUCAUCACCAUGCUGAAUGCCCUGUACACGCGCUUCGACCAGCAGUGCGGAGAGCUGGAUGUGUACAAGGUAGAGACCAUUGGAGACGCAUAUUGUGUGGCUGGAGGACUACACAAAGAAAGUGAUACCCAUGCCGUGCAGAUAGCGCUGAUGGCCCUAAAGAUGAUGGAGCUCUCUGAUGAGGUCAUGUCUCCCCAUGGGGAGCCUAUCAAGAUGCGGAUCGGUCUGCAUUCUGGGUCUGUUUUUGCUGGAGUUGUUGGAGUGAAGAUGCCCCGAUACUGCCUUUUCGGAAACAAUGUCACCUUGGCUAACAAAUUUGAGUCGUGCAGUGUACCACGGAAAAUCAACGUCAGCCCAACGACAUACAGAUUACUCCAAGACUGUCCUGGUUUUGUGUUUACUCCCCGAUCAAGAGAAGAUCUCCCACCGAACUUCCCCAGUGAAAUUCCUGGAAUCUGUCAUUUUCUGGAAUCCUAUCAGCAAAGAACAGAUUCAAAAUUAAUGUUCCAAAAGAAAGAGGUUUCAGAUGGCAAUGCCAAUUUCCUGGGCAAAGCAUCAGGAAUCGAUUAGCUAAAUCUCUAGCUAGUGAUUAGUCUUUGGGGGUUGUUCCCUCUGAGCUGAUGUAGAACCACUGAAAGCACUUUAGGAUUGCGGAUGGCCAAAGAGCAGUAUUAAAAUAUCAGGAGUUAAGUCAUGAUCUACUUUUUCUUCUACUUAAUAUGACAAAACUACAUUCACAUCCAUACUUCCAAUUCCACAGUGAGGGGAAAAAAUGCCUCAAAAAGUGACUUUUAGCGGAAAUUUCUAUUAUAUAAUAAUCACUUAUUAUAUGUCAAACAUCAGCGCAUUGUGUAUAUAUCAGUAAUUGUAAUCUGUGCAAUCUGAUGACGUCACCUGAAGUCUUGUGCCCUGGUGGGAAUGCUCCGGUACCUAAAGUGUAUUUGUGAUAGUGUUGCCUUAAACAGAGCUUUUUGAUAAGAGUUUAUAGCCAUUGAUACUAUAAAUUCUUGUGAACUUUCAUCAUUUCAACUUUGCUUUUUAUUACAUUUUUCUCAUGCAUUAUUAGGAGAAUAUAACUAAAUGCAUUAUAACCUUUUCUGUUACCAUUUUCCUUUUCUUUAAGAAAACAAGUGAUUAUGGGUUAGAUGAAAUAUGAAUAUUAAAUAGUUCUGUAAAUCAAUUAUUAUUUUAUAAAAAUUAUCCAAGACAUAAUGUGCCAUAACUAUAAAUAUUUCCUUUUAUUGGGUACAGUUAUUCUAUGCAUGAUAAAGGCUACUUAAUUCUUAUAAGCAAAUGUACUUCCUACUAAUUCAUUUAGUGUAGAAAUAGAGACUUAUUGCUUAUAUAAAAUGCAGUAAUACCAUUUUAAUUUAACUUAAGUUGAAACAACCUAGAAAUAAUUAAGUAUCAAGUGAACCCACUGUAAAGGAUCAAGGCAAAAUAUUUAUACUACACACACACAUACACACAUACACACACACGCAUGUACACACACAGCAUAAUUAAAUUUAUUUCAGCAGACAUCUUCCAUUGCUAUGCUGAGCCAUAGUAAAAAACAAUCCAAUAAAAAAACUUAAGUACACUGUGGUAAAUGAAACAUUUUCUUUUUAUACAUAGCUUUUGGGUUUUAAAUGUAUUUGUGUUGAAAACUUUGGUGUGUGAAUAUGUCGUAAGGAUCAUCAAGUUUUUUUGUCUUCUCAAGUACACUUCUGUGAAUAUUUUAGUUGAAAUAUCUAAAUUUAAAGACUUUUUAAAAAGAAUAUUACUAUUGAAGAAUACCAUGCUGUGAUUUCCUCAUUGAUACUUUUAAACAUUUUUCUAAAAUUAUAAGGUUUAAUUUUAAGAAUGUUAGAUCAAAGUAUCUUGCAAACUAAAUAAUUUACAGUUUGGAUUGGGUUGAAUUUGUUUUUUAAAAGAGCUAAAUGUCAAAACAAGGGCAUUAUAAUUUUUAGCAUAUAGUUUUAAGAUCUGCUUUAAUAGAGCCAUGCGUACACCAGAUUUUUAUUUGAAAAUCUUAGAAGUAAAUCAGAUUAUAAAUUUGUUAAUUAUCUACACUCAGCUCCAUAGUGAAAUCAGGAGUAGGAAACCAUUACCCUAGAUAUUGCAAUGAUUAAUAAUUGUUAUCACAUGAUAUCACAAUGUCUUGAAGGACCAAAUGUUUUGUUAAAUGUCACUUAAGGUUUUGGAGAGCACUAGUUACUGGGAAGAUAUAGUUAAGAGUUUCACAAUUAUAUAAAGUUAAAAAGUAUUUAAAAACAAAUAAGCAUUAAAUAGAUUUUUCUUUCUGGGACUGAACCACUAUUAUUUAGAAAAUAAUAUUAAUUUUAAAAGCAAUGUAAAUUUUAAGCACAUGGUAAAAUUUCUUCAUCAGAAAUUUAAGCAGACACCAGUUCAGUAAAAAUGUAGUCUACAAAAAUUUGUAAGUUAACUAGAGUUGAAAAUGCAUGUUUACACAGAGAGAGACGGAA
Messenger RNA from Sorex fumeus (smoky shrew), 4438 nucleotides. It is a transcript of the gene GUCY1A1, whose product is annotated as guanylate cyclase 1 soluble subunit alpha 1. Bases 468 to 2540 code for a protein of 690 amino acids. NCBI's taxonomy places the organism in Eukaryota, Metazoa, Chordata, Mammalia, Eulipotyphla, Soricidae. Gene Ontology annotation, biological process: cGMP biosynthetic process; response to oxygen levels. Gene Ontology annotation, cellular component: guanylate cyclase complex, soluble. Gene Ontology annotation, molecular function: heme binding; guanylate cyclase activity. The record is from RefSeq and is a predicted model, not a curated record. The transcript is spliced from 9 exons.